AUGACCUUCAGGCAGGUUCCAGCUUCAGAAGGCGACAUGGUCCACGUCAGCAUCGAGACCGUCACCCCCAACUCCCCCGCCGCCCAGGCCGACCUGCAGAGGGGAGACCGGCUCAUCGCUAUCGGAGGGGUCAAAGUGACGUCGUCGGUGCAGGUUCCCAAGCUGCUGAAAGCAGCUGGAGAUCGGGUGCUGGUUUUGUACGAGCGUCCUGUACGGCACCAGAACGUGGCGCCUGAGAGCUACGCGAGUGAUGAGCCGCCGCCCGCCUACGAGGAAGAGCCCGCCCCCAUCUGCGCACUGACCGAGUUGCACGAGCCCAGAGACCCUAGAGAAAUGGACUCAGAGUUUGAGGAGCUCACGGUGGAGGCGCGGUCACCACCACCCGCCAGUGCGCAGACCGACCUGAGGGAUGAGUGUCUACUGAGCGCCAGCCCCAAACGCAGCGCAGUCUCGUUAGCGUCCAAACCGCUCGGCAGUAUAUCCCCGAUCCUCAGCCGCAAACUGCAGCUGGUCGGGCUGCAGGCACCGCUGAGGCCGCAGCCAUCGCCCAAACACUCGCCGCACAGAAGCAGCUGCGAGCUGAGCGCGGAGGGCGUGCCGCGGCCGAGCCUCCCCCCUGUGCCUCCCCCUGUGCCGCCGCGCCCGCACAUACGCCUCACCUCUGCGUCAUCAGAGACCAGCCUCACGGACACUGCAGAGGGACCAGGAACGCUGGCCUCCUCCAGCUCCAGCAACGCGCUCAGCUCCUUGGAGCGCUCCCCCGAGAAGACAGCGAGCGGAGGGGACGCGGGAGAGGAGGUGGUGGCAGCGAGAGCGGAACACGCCAAAGAGAAGCUGUCGGAGAGCUCCUGCAGCACCAGCCUGGACGAGCACGCACACUGGGAGUCGGCCGAGACGCUGUACAAGAGCCAGAACGCGCGCUGGUCCAAGGCCAGCGCACUGUUCGAUGUCGAGGCGCACCACAAGUACCUGAACGUGGCCCUCUGGUGUAAGGACCCAUUUAAACUGGGUGCCCUGCUGUGCCUGGGCCAUGCGAGCCUGCCGCUUGAGCAGGUGGCGCUGGAGUGUUUGGCGACAGCGUCCUCAGAGUUCCAGAGCACGUUCAGGCUACGCGCUCCAGAGCCGCGCGCUAACGUGAGCCGCACGGCACUACGCAGCCUCAGCGCACACAAGGGCUUCAACGAGAAGCUCUGCUACGGCGACGUCACGCUCAACCUCUGCUACGGGUCGGACACUGAGGCCGAGCUUGGCACCACGGAGCGUGAGCGUGAGGACGACUGUCGUGAGCGCGAGAGAGAAACACCUGCGCUCACACAGCGUGACGAGCUGCUGUACGGAGCCCUGCAGAUGGUGGAGGUGCGACACAACUUCCAGGACACUCAGUUCCAGAAUCCCACCUGGUGUGAAUACUGUAAGAAGAAGGUGUGGACGAAGGCAGCGUCUCAGUGCAUGGUCUGUGCGUACGUGUGCCACAAGAAGUGUCAGGACAAGUGCCUCGCCGAGCACCCGCUGUGUGUUGCCGCCAGCGAGCGCAAGAGCGCCGACCCCGAGGCCAAGUCCACCAUCAACCGCGCCACUAGCGGCCUCACGCGACACAUCCUCAACACCAGCUCGCGCCUGCUCAACCUGCGCACGGUGCCCAGGCCGCGGCAGGCGGAGCCCGAGCCGUCGCCGAAGCAGACGCCCAACACGUCCGACAACGAGAGCAGCGACGCCGAGACCUACGCCCCCGGCACCAACAGCAACAGCAGCACCAGUGGCGCCAAACUGGUACGCAAGGACGGCGGCCUGGACGACAGCGUCUUCAUUGCUGUAAAAGAGAUCGGCAGAGACCUGUACCGCGGUUUACCCACCGACGAGAGGGCGCAGAAGCUGGAGCUGAUGCUGGACAAGCUGCAGCAGGAGAUUGAUCAGGAGCUGGAGCACAACAAUACGCUGCUGGUGGAGGAGCGUGAUGCGCCGGACGCUCGACGGAAGGCGGCGGUGGGCGGAGCUUUGUCUAAAUCCGGCGAGCGUCUGCAGGCGCUGACUCUGCUGACGAUUCACUACCGCGCAGGGAUUGAGGACCUAGAGACUACAGAGACUGCAGAGUCCGCCGAGACCGGCGAGUCUCCAGGGGACACGCCUCCUGCCUUCACAGCAGAGGAGUACGACAGCGACACCAGCAGUCCAGUGGAGGUCCUCCACCAUGUGGGCCCUGACAGGAUCUGUGGAGAGGCAAGCAUCUGA
Messenger RNA from Knipowitschia caucasica, 2229 nucleotides. The record is from the annotation of a GenBank genome assembly. NCBI's taxonomy places the organism in Eukaryota, Metazoa, Chordata, Actinopteri, Gobiiformes, Gobiidae.